AUGCUUUCAGUUGGUUAUAAAUACAUAAUUCUGUUGUUUCUUAUUGUUGUUGUGAUUGGAUCUGAGUCAGACUUGUCAGGAAAAAGCUCACUUGAUUCCUUACUUCAAGAAUAUGCUUUCAAGGCAUUGAGAUUUCCAGAAACUAAAACAGGUACUCCUUAUAACGGAUCUGUUCCUUCCAAUUUGAGUGGGAUUAGAAUUUCUGCUUUAAUGCUUAAAAGGGACAGCUUAAAAUGGAGAGGUUAUGGUUACUAUAAUGAAUUUUUUAUCCCAACUGUGGUCAUUGAGGAGCCUUAUGUAGAGGAUCUUGUUCUGGUUUACCAAAACAUUGGUGAUUAUUGGUCCUCAUAUUAUUAUUCUUUGCCUGGUUACACUUAUCUAGCACCAGUUUUGGGAAUCUUAGCUUAUGAUGCUUCUAAUUUGUAUGCCACAAAUUUACCGGAAUUGGAUAUUUUAGCGAUGGAUGAUCCUAUUACUAUCAAGUUUCCUUAUGUGCAGCCUGCCCCAGAGGGAUCUUUGCCCAAAUGUGUUUAUUUCUACUCCAAUAAUUUGGUCGAAUUUGGGGAUGUUACAGAUGGAAAUAUUUGUGAGACAAGAAUACAAGGCCACUUUGCUAUAGUUGUUGAGGUGUCUGUUGCUCCAAGUCCUUCUCCUGCUGCUGAUGAAAUUGCUCCAAGUUUUCCUCCUACUCCUCAUGAUGAUAAUAAUGAUCAUCAAAAGAACAAAUCUGAAAUAUGGAUUAUUUCAUUGGUAGUAUUUCUAGUUUUUGCUCUAUUCGGAAUAUUGUUUGUUAUUGUAAAACGGUUUGGAUUAUUAGAAAAAAGACAGAGGUUGUAUGAUUCAGCAGAAAUUGUUGAGCCCUUGUUAGGGAACACUGAGGUGACAUUGCCAUUGGAAGCUCCAAGUAGACCAUUGCUAGAGAACGACUACGUGCUUUAG
Nicotiana tabacum (common tobacco) is the source of this 939-nucleotide messenger RNA. RefSeq lists its product as uncharacterized. Gene Ontology annotation, cellular component: membrane. NCBI's taxonomy places the organism in Eukaryota, Viridiplantae, Streptophyta, Magnoliopsida, Solanales, Solanaceae. The record is from RefSeq and is a predicted model, not a curated record.